Molecule: messenger RNA, 985 nt
Organism: Cyclopterus lumpus (lumpfish)
Lineage: Eukaryota; Metazoa; Chordata; Actinopteri; Perciformes; Cyclopteridae
Gene: ponzr1
Product: plac8 onzin related protein 1
Exons: 4
Coding region: 281-673 (130 amino acids)
Source: RefSeq, a predicted model, not a curated record
AUAAAGUUUUUUUUAUCAAUUGAGAACUCGUCUCUGCAGAAACCAGUGGUUAGGAGUUGUUUGAUUCGUUUCUGUGCCUCAUGCACAUUUUUUUUUUAUGUUCUCAUUAUCUAUGCUCCACCUGUGAGUGGGAGUGGAGUAGGUUAUGUUUUACCGAGAAACGGAAACAUUUGGGCAGCAGCAGAGAGCCAUAUUUCUUUACACACUCGCACGCGCGCUCAGUGCUGAAGGGACCUCCUUUUAAGUUCUUCACAGCUCACGGAAACGGAUAAAAAAAGACAUGGCCCUCCACCAGCAGCCAACCCAGGUGGUGACAGUGAUGAGCACUUCCCACAGCCCUGGCACAUGGAGCACUGGCCUCUGCGAUUGCUGCAGUGACAUGGGAACCUGUUGCUGCGGUCUUUGGUGCUUCCCCUGCAUGCAGUGUCAGACUGCCGGGGACCACGGCUGGUGCUGCUGCAUGCCACUCCUGGACUUCUGCUGUGUGGUGUCCUGCUUACUCCGCUCCUCCAUUAGAGAGCGCCACAACAUCCCUGGCUCGUGCUGUGACGACUUCUGCAAGAUAUACUGGUGUUACCCGUGCGUCUGGUGCCAGAUGAAUCGCGAGCUGAAGAUCAGAGGCAACCAGGGAGGGAACGGCAGAGUGGUCACCACACAGAUCAUCAGUGGAUAGGACACAAGACAUGUUUUCAUGUGCCGAUACAAAGCUGUAUACUUAACUGCAGCAGCAUUCCAUGUCCACCAAGUUCAGUAGUUCAGUGGUGAUGUUCCAUUUUUAAGACUCUUUUACAGACUUAAUGUUGCUAUUCAAAGCUUGAUAAUCACUUUUAAAUCCACUUAAAUUGUUGACAGUUUAGUUUUGUCAUAUUAACAAAAAAAAAUAUUACAUUGUUCUGUCAAGCAGCUGAAACUCAGAUCACAAACGUUUUGCUGUUUUUUCACUUUUCUCACCUUGUGAAAAUGUAUUAAAAUGGUUAAAAGUUUU